This is a messenger RNA of Fundulus heteroclitus (mummichog), 3227 nucleotides long. It is a transcript of the gene tmem53, whose product is annotated as transmembrane protein 53. Lineage: Eukaryota; Metazoa; Chordata; Actinopteri; Cyprinodontiformes; Fundulidae. Bases 202 to 1062 code for a protein of 286 amino acids. The transcript is spliced from 3 exons. The record is from RefSeq and is a predicted model, not a curated record.
AUAAAACGAAGAAGAAGACUUCCGGUCGGUGGGAAGGGAAGGGUUGCAACCCAGAUUACGGUCCAUACAGUGAAUGUUUUUACUAGGGUCAUUAUUUAAAUACAGACGUAAAGACUUAAUCCACGCGAGCCUGUUUUCUUUUUUUAAAUAGCGUACAACGUCUAAAUGAGCGAACGUUAGGAGGCAGGAAAGCUUUCAGAAAUGGCUGCCGAUGAAAUUGACUACAAUAUUGUGUUUCCAGAUGCGGGCACGUCAGAGAGACACUGGCAGGGGACAAAGGAGCCGGUUGUGAUCCUGCUGGGCUGGGCUGGCUGCAAGGACAAGCACCUCUCCAAGUACAGCUCCAUCUACAACGACAAGGGCUGCGUCACCAUCCGCUACACCGCCCCUCUGAAGACCGUCUUCAUCUCCGAGACGUUUGGCUACAAGGAGCUGAGCGGCACUGCCCUCAAGCUGCUGGAGAUCCUGUACGACUACGAGGUGGAGAACAGCCCCGUCUUCUUCCACGUCUUCAGCAACGGCGGCUUCAUGCUCUACCGCUACGUCGCCGAGUUGCUGCACAGCGACAAGCAGUUCAGCUCGCUGCGCGUGGUCGGGGCGGUGGUGGACAGCGCGCCGGGCAGCGGCAACGUCCGCGGCGCCCUCCGCGCCCUCACCGCCACCCUGGGGCCCAGAAUAAGCCCCCUGUUGAAGUACGUCCUUCUGACGCUUUUUGCGGUGAGCGUUUUCCUCCUGCGCAUCGUGCUGUACCCGGUGACCAGGUUCAUCCACAAAAACCACUACGACGCCGUGGGAGACCGGCCGCCCGCCUGGCCUCACCUGCUGCUGUACUCCACGGCGGACCAGGUGAUCCGCCACAGGGACAUUGAGCUUUUUAUGGAGACGCUGACACAGAAGGGCGUCGCCGUGCACAGCUGGGAUUUUGCCUCCAGUGCCCACGUCUGCCAUUUCCGGGAUUUUCCCGAGCAGUACACACGCAGGUGUCGUGACUUCCUGGCGGAAUGCAUGAAGGACUCGGAGGGGCCUGAAGUGCAAAAGAGACAUCGUGUUCAGAGUCAGUGAAAGGCAGUACUGCGCAGUCUUCUUAAGAGUUUGAAGCUAAAUGAAGAUAAUAUGACUACUGAGCCUUUCGUAAGCUGCAGUGGUUUGUGAAACCAAGGGAAUUGUAACACUUCCUCCGAUCGUCUGCUAAAUUUCCAUUUUAAAUCCCGGUGCACUGAAAGAGGAGGAUCCACUUGUGUCCACUCUGAAUUUAACAGCUCAGCAGUUGAAAAGAGCGCCUAUGACAUUCCCACUGUAGGAUAACCUCAGAAACACCGUGGUUUCACAGUGUUUGCACAAAAACUUUUUACCGCUGCUAAAACAACAUGUCGGUUAUUCCACUUACAACAAAGUCAUGUCUGACAUUGACGGUGAAAUUAGAGCAUCAUAGUAAAUACAUUCAAAUGAAAAGUCUGCCUCUGAGAGUAGGGACUGGCAUAACGGGCUUCAGAUUAAUAGGAAUGUUUAGUGGGAUAUGUUGGGACAGCAAAACCUCAGGCUGAGAAUGAAUCCCUGUAUUUGCCCGUAGACCUGUUGCACACAGUAAACAUAAUAUGAUUGCAUUAUCAUUCAGGCUAGUUUAAUUAGAGUAAGUGGGCUUACCACCACAUGGGGAUGAUCUUAACCAGCAAAGUGUUGGAGUUGGCAAAGAUCUUCAGUGCCGGUAAUUGUAAACAUGAAGAAUCUUUUCCCCAAUGUGUAUUUUUUUUUUUAGUUUUUGCUCAUCACGAUAAACGAUGCGGUAACCGUCUCCUGCUAGCGCAGAGGGAUUCAUUUGAGGCAUGUGUUUCAGUUGAUGAAGAUGAAUGUGACUUAGCUAAUUAAAACCCACGGCUAUGAGAAGGCGACCCGUUGAGCAAAAACCCAGUCCCUUUUCUCCUUCAGCCCAGGUAAAGUCUCUGGUUCAGUAGUGGCAGCUGUAGCCGUCUGCUGGAGGCGUCUGGAUCCGGUGGCUGGUGAAGCUCUGACUAGCUCCUCGCCUUGUGAUUCUUCCACAAACCUUUGAAUGCGCAUUGCUUCAGUUAUCCUCAUUUCUUCUGCACCUUUUUUUUUUUCUCACACGUUUUCCUUCCACUCAUCUUUUUAUCACCACGUACGACACCGUGUGAACGGGCAGCUUCCAUGAACUUGCUAUGGCUCACCCUGCCUGUGGAUGGUGUUGGUGACUUUCAGCCGGACCGCCGUCAAGUCAGCAGCCACGAAUUACAUUUCUGUAAUGUUUUUGUCGGUCUUAUGAAAUGUUCAAAUGUCUUGAGAAACUGAAGUUUGGGUUUUCAAAGCCGUACGCCAGUAUAUUGUGAAGAUCAGAAAUACAUGCGUGAAGAAUAUCCCUCUGUGUGUAAUGAAUCUAUGUAAUGAAUGAGAGACUCACGUUUGAUAAAGAAUGACUGAAAUGAACUUUCCAGUGAUAAUCACAUUUAUUUAGACAUGUGUAGUUAUUCAGAACUGGACAGGCAGGUUGCAGCAAUGAACACCCACUAAAUUUGACACCACUUUUUUUUUUUUUUUAAAGAUCUGGUAUUAGUGAGCCGUUUUAUUCAGGUAUCCGGCCUGUAAUCAGCUGCUCAACACUUGUUUGAUUGUAGCUGGUUAUUAAGAGCGACUGCUGGUUCUGCGUUAGCUGCCACUAAACGUUUCCUUAUAACCAGAAACAUCCAAACAGCCAAAUUUGUCUUCCUUGUCGCCUUCUUCCAGCCAGCGGGCCAGCAAAGUUUUUUUUUUUUUUUUACGACAUAAACACUCUUCAGAUUAGCUGUCACAAGCAGUUGAGAUACACUGGAAAAUCGUACUGUAACUCUUAGGCUAAUUUAGUGCUGUGAAAUGUGAUGCAUCGUACAUUAGUAGUGGACAGUCUGAAACAAAUCUGACGGUCUAUCGUGUUUUGUCUAUUUAUGAAAUGUUAUUUAUGAUUUUGUUUGUUUUUAACUAAAAUAAGGGUGCUUUUUAAAAAAAGGUAACUCACAUAUUAAAGUGUUUCAUGUGAUCUUGUCCUUAGGGGAAGGUAUUAACGUCGCUGCCUUACUGAAGAAAUCGUGUCCACGUCAGAUUAAGCCGCCCUAAUGCGUCUUACAAACAAACUUAGUCCGAGGACGACCGCUCAGUGACGAGGAAUGUAUGUGUGAAACACAACUUAUGUUCACUUCUAAACUGAUGUGCCUUCAAUAAACCAGAAUGCUCACAGUAAA